Messenger RNA from Pedinophyceae sp. YPF-701, 729 nucleotides. Lineage: Eukaryota; Viridiplantae; Chlorophyta; Pedinophyceae. The record is from the annotation of a GenBank genome assembly.
AUGGCGCUCAUCACGACCCUCCUGAAGGCGCUCAAGUACCAGAGCGCCGACACGUUCAGGGUCGACGAUGAGGCAGCGUUUAGGAAGCUCGUCGUGUGGUUAGAAGACACCAAGAUCCGGCUGUACAAGCCCGCCGACCGCACAGCCCUGCGUGCCGUCAACGACGCCUCCUGGCCGUCAACCUUUGCCAAGUACCUCGCCGCCAUGGAGUGCCCCCUGGGGGGCGACGGCGCACCGAGGGCGCAGGCGCUCGAGUGGAUGCUCGUCCAGGCCGUCGGGUUCGAAUACCAGGACAACGCGGAGAAGUACACCGCCGCGGCCGCGACCGCCGCGAAGUCCGCGCCUCCCUCAGCAGCAGCGCUUGUGGAGACUCCGGAGCUCGCCGCCGCCGCGAACGACCUCUGCGCCGCCCUGGGCGUGCCGGCGCAGGGGUCGCUUGCGCAGCGCCUGACGGCCGCGGCCGACGCAGCAGCCGCCCUGGCGGCGCCGUCCGCGCAGGAGGCCGCACCGCUGCUGGCGUCGAUGGGGGCCCCGGCCGCGCUGGGGCUGCUGCCGCCCGGGUUCGACACGGGCGACGCGCAGCUGAACAAUGCGGCGUCGGUGCUGCGGGCGCUGUUCGUGCGGGACCUGCGCGCGCUGCAGACGGCGGUCGACCGCGCGCUGGUGGAGGUGCAGGAGCUGACGGCGGACCCGCGGACGGACAGCAAGCUCGGGAAGGUCGGGCGGUGA